AACCAAUCCUUCUUACUCUCCUUAUUCAUUCAUCACCAGAGAAAGAACCAUUCCAACCAACUCACAGCUCAAAGUCUCUCUCUCUCUCUCUCUCUCUAACCGGCCAUGAAACGACCGAUUGAAGCGGACGAAGGUUCGGAGAAGAGGUCCAAGAAGAUCAAGACAGAAGCAGAGACGACGUUGGCGGAGGUAUCGGAGGGGCGCCCAGCGGAGGAGAUGACGGAGGCGACGUCGUUCGUGCUAACGGACGAGAACUUGCUCCACGAGGUUUUAAAGCGCGCGGACGCGCGGUCGCUGGCCACGGCGUCGUGUGUGAACAGGCAGUGGCACAAGACGGCCAAGGACGAGCGGCUGUGGGAGCUGAUCUGCACGAGGCACUGGGCUAACGCCGGCUGCGGCGGCCAACAGCUCCGUUCGGUGGUCCUCGCUCUGGGUGGAUUCCGCCGCCUCCAUUCUCUGUACCUCUGGCAACUCUCCAAACCCUCUACUUCGAAUUCAAAUUCGGCUUGGCCUUGUCUUCCGGCAGCGGAGGUGCCGGCGAAAGCUGGCGGCGGCGGCGGGAAGACUCGGUGGGGGAAGGAUGAGGUUCAUCUGUCGUUGUCGCUUCUGUCCAUUCGGUACUACGAGAAGAUGAAUUUUAGUAAUCGGGGCAAAUGACUUUCAUCAUACUAUCGGACUAAUAAAAUGUACUAAAUUCCAAUAAUACUAUGGAUGUGCCUACUGGCCACUUUCCGAUCACUCCUCAUCUAUAUGGAGUUGACACAUAUGUGAUAGAUGAGUGGUCGGUAGGGAGGUACGUAGCAUUAUUGAAAUUUAGCUUAAAUUGGUCUUAUUGGAGAUGUAUUUUGAUUUGAUCUGUGUCCUCCUAACUAAAUGGAUUACUAGUAAUACUUUAGCGUUCUGAGUUUCCCCUAGUGCUGUAAAAUGCAUAAAUAAGAAUCUCUUAUUUGGUUA
This is a messenger RNA of Rhododendron vialii, 954 nucleotides long. Its product is annotated as F-box protein GID2-like. Gene Ontology annotation, molecular function: protein binding. The transcript has a single exon. NCBI's taxonomy places the organism in Eukaryota, Viridiplantae, Streptophyta, Magnoliopsida, Ericales, Ericaceae. The record is from RefSeq and is a predicted model, not a curated record. Gene Ontology annotation, biological process: gibberellic acid mediated signaling pathway; regulation of gibberellic acid mediated signaling pathway. Gene Ontology annotation, cellular component: SCF ubiquitin ligase complex. The coding region runs from base 106 to 657 and encodes 183 amino acids.